Messenger RNA from Monomorium pharaonis (pharaoh ant), 1500 nucleotides. RefSeq lists its product as uncharacterized. The record is from RefSeq and is a predicted model, not a curated record. The transcript has 4 exons. Bases 700 to 1086 code for a protein of 128 amino acids. NCBI's taxonomy places the organism in Eukaryota, Metazoa, Arthropoda, Insecta, Hymenoptera, Formicidae.
AAUUUUUUAUAAUAAAUGUAUUUCUUUCUUAGGUUCACUUAGAAGCUAUACUCAUAAACUUGACAAAAAACUUUGGUUUUUUCCUUUCAACCGAUUCUACUGGAUGUUAUGCACGCAGUGUGGAAGGAACUUUUCAAGACAGUUGUGCAUUUUUGCUUACAACUUAUAAUUAAAUGAAUAAAAUUUUGUAAUAAAAAUUGUUUUGAGUACCUAAAGACAUGCACAAUAAGUGAAAAUCGCAAAAAGAUCCAUUGCUUAGUUUUAUUAGAAAAAAAUUAUAAAAGAGUGCUUAAUUUUCGCCUCCUAAUGUAAACGCUCCCAUUAACAGCUUUUCUCUGACAUUUUUCACUUUUCUAAUAUCAAAAAAUUUGCUUACUGAAUUCUCUUUCUCUCUCUCCCCUUCUUCUCCUCCCCCCCUCUCUCUCUCUUUUACUCACUUAUCCAUUUAUUCAUUCAUUUUGUGUACGUGUAUUACAAACAACGUAUUAAAAAUACGAUAUUUAAAAAGAGCAAGUUCAGAGUUAAUGAGCGUGAAAAUUUCAGCAACCGUAACCGUAACUUCCUGUCGUAUGACAAGAUUUGUUUCUGACCGGAACAGUUUUAUACCGUAAUUCUUUGAAGAAGGAGUUCUCUGUAUCGUCUCCGUGCUGCACAAUUUAGUGAUCUUUUCUGUUCUCGUGUAAUUUCUUUGCGUCAGAGAUGACGUUUACAUCUCUAACCAAUUUUGGAGGCUACGGGAAAGUUUCUUGGGACAUACCUGUCGAGCGUUAUCACAAUGACGGAAGUAGUUCUCAUCACGGAUAUCAUGGAAGCUCAAAAGGAAAGGGUGGAAGUAGCGCUGCACUGAGUGCAUUGACUUUGCUUGCUUUUCUAUUUCUCUUAAAUGUUAUGCAGCAAUCCUUACAAGAUAACAAUUCGACGCUCGUUCCAACGACCACCACGUUAUUGCUGCGAGACACCGAAUUACCAAUCAUCUUGGAUAAUGAAGAGGAAAAAAAGGCUGAAACAAAAGACAACUUUGCACAAAUAGUAAACCCAUAUGCUCCGAAAGUAAUGACAAAAGAUUAUACGCGACAUAAGAAUUAAUUAUCUUUGACAAGUUUAUAUUUUCUAAAAAACUUUUCUCAUAUAUAUAAAAUGUCUUAUAAUUUUCUAAUUAAAAAUAUAUAUUCUCAAUUUUCUUUUGUUUUUUAAAUAUUUAACUAACAUUCUUUUCAUAAUAAUAAAUAAUAAAUUUAUUAUUUUGAUAAUAUUUAUAUUAGCAAUGUAAGAUAAGAUAAUCAAUAAUUUACAUCAUUAAAAAUACAGGUAAGAUGUAUCAGAUAAUCCUGAUAAUCAAUAAACCGAAGUAAUAAUUUAAAAUAAUAUGGUCAUUCAUCAAAACACACAUACAUAACAGUUUAUUUUAAUUUAUUUUCUUUCUUUCUGAACAUGAGAGAUUUUUAAACAUAUCAUUAUCGUAAUCAUUCAAACAUUACUUACUAGCAUUUAAAAAUGUCC